Molecule: messenger RNA, 5172 nt
Organism: Crotalus tigris (Tiger rattlesnake)
Lineage: Eukaryota; Metazoa; Chordata; Lepidosauria; Squamata; Viperidae
Gene: SIPA1
Product: signal-induced proliferation-associated 1
Biological process (GO): establishment of epithelial cell polarity; regulation of small GTPase mediated signal transduction; epithelial cell morphogenesis
Cellular component (GO): Golgi apparatus; plasma membrane; cytoplasm
Molecular function (GO): GTPase activator activity; protein binding
Source: RefSeq, a predicted model, not a curated record
CGCCCCCGAUCGGAGGAGGAAGGGGAGGGCGGGGCCACCGCCUGGGCCGCAGGGAGCGGACACGGAGACUCCACGCGGGGCAAGAAGCGGCGGAGGAGGAGGAGGAGGAGAAGGCAGCGCCCCGCUCGAGUUGCUGCUGGUGCCGCCGCCGCAAGCCCGGAGAGUCCAAGAAACAAUUCCAAGAUGGCGUGGCACCGCUGCCCCUUCCCGGCCUUUGCGACCUCCCUGGCUGCGGCGUGCUGACUCUUAACUACGGCGUGGACGUCGGCUCCAGGAAUUGCUCCUUUUCCAAACGGUUGGCAAGCGUCUCCCCAUGGGGAGCGCCCUGCCUUUCUCUGUCCAUUUGACCACCGCUGGCUGUCUCGGAAGUCCUCGGUUGGCUGGCGAACCGGAAAGGCAGCGGGGCCUUCCCACCAAUCAGAGACAAGGGCGGGAUCCGGAAUCCUGAGCGCAAGCACCGCACGCCGGUCGGGGCGAUGCAGUCGGACGAUCUCUUCGUUCGUAAGAUGCGACGCCACUCAAACCGUCCGCCGCUCACCUCGUUCUCCUUCGACAACUUCCGGACCCCCAAGCCCCAGGUGGGCGAGGGCCCACUAGUGGGCCACUGUGGACCACCUCUGAGGUCGCCGCAGCGCAGCGGUCUCAUGCAUCGCAGUAACAGCGACGUGACCCUGAGCGAAGGGGAGCUGGCGGCCACAGUGGGGACUCCCAGCUCGCCGUUGCCGCUGGCCGCAGCCUCCGGGACGGGGUUCCAGCGAAACAGCAGCAGCCCCGUCAUGCCCUCAAAGAGCAUGGCGCCCCCUCGAGCCCGGGCACACAGCCACGAAGAGUCCCGGGCAGGCAAUCCCACCGCCCGGCGUUUCCGCGACCCCCUCCUCCUGCUGGGAUUGGCGUCCUCAGAUGUGUGGGAAUCGGAGAGGGGUGGCACCCCGUCAGCGGAGACCAGCGUAUCCCUUCCCGCAUCGGAGGCGGCCACGCCGGUGUGGGGCCGCCACCUGGCCCAUUACGACGUCCAGAGUAUCCUCUUUGAGCCCGGCGAGGGGGCUCAGGAAGCAGCCAGGCAGUGUAACGUCACCACGGGCGCCUCGGCGGCUUCACAGUCCCGCACGGCCGACGUGACGCUGAUUCUGGAGGACGGAGCCGAAGAGGAGGAAGGGGGCACGCUGGUGCUCAGCUGCUCCGCCUUUCGCGUGGAAGCCGGAGGGGAAGUAGAACGGGGGCUAGGCCAACACCGGGGGCUGCCGGCGGGCUUCCACUGUCCAAACAUGGCCGUAUCGGUGCUGGAGGAACCCCGUGAAAGUUACGGACAGAGGAGCAGCCGCGUGAUGCACGAUGAGUAUGCCGAUCUCGGAGCUUGUUACUACCGGAAGCAUUUUUACGGCAAAGAGCACCAAAAUUUCUUCGGGGUGGAUGAUCAGCUGGGCGCGGUGGCCAUUUCCCUCCGUCGCGAAGACAAAGAAGGCAGUGCGGGUCUUCAGUACAAUUACCGUCUUAUCAUUCGCACAAGCCAGCUGCGGACUCUGCGUGGAUCCAUUUUGGAGGAUGGGCUGCCUCUCACCGCUCGCCAUGGAUCUCCCCGAGGUGUCCCUCCCAAGAAGCUGCUGGAUCACCUCAUGCCGGAGCUCAACCUGCAGUGUCUCCGUCUCGCUUCCAGCUCCCCAAAAGUCCCCGAGACGUUGCUGAAGUUGGACGAGCAAGGGCUCAACUUCCAGCGCAAAGUUGGGGUCCUGUAUUGCCGGGAGAAGCAAGGCUCAGAAGAGGACAUGUACAAUAACGAGAAGGCUGGUCCCACCUUUGAGGAGUUCCUGAACCUUCUGGGCGAGCGGGUCCGCCUGCUCGGCUUUGACAAGUACCGUGCCCAGCUGGACAACAAGAACGACUCCACGGGGACCCACUCUCUGUAUACCACAUAUCAGGACUAUGAGAUUAUGUUCCACGUCUCCACCAUGUUGCCCUACACACCAAACAACCGCCAGCAGCUGUUGAGGAAGCGACACAUUGGCAAUGACAUUGUCACCAUCAUUUUCCAAGAGCCAGGAGCCCUCCCCUUCACACCCCGCUUGGUCCGUUCCCAGUUCCAGCAUGUUUUCAUUGUGGUUAGAGUACACAGUUCUUCCACCGACCAUACCACCUACAGCGUGGCUGUCAGCUGCACCGAGGACAUCCCACACUUCGGCCCUUCCAUUCCCGCCGAGAACUGUUUCCUGAAGGGCCCGGCCUUCCGGGACCUCCUGCUCGCCAAGGUGAUCAACGCGGAAAAUGCCGCCGAACGCUCGGGCAAGUUCCACGCCAUGGCCACCCGGACGCGCCAGGAGUACCUCCGCGACCUGGCCCUCAACCACGUCACCACCAGCACCUUGGAGUCCUCCACUUCCCGCCGGCCGCUGAUCACAUUGCCGGCGGCCAAGAAGCGCGAAAAGUCCAAAGUUCCCAAGGGGGCCGAGGCCCACAGCGCGGGGGCUUUGGUGUGGGGCGUCUGGGCCCGGGACGGGAGCAAAGAACCCAACAGCAAGACGUUGGAGCUCCGGUGCCUGCUGGGCAUCUCAUCGGAGUUUCUAGUCCUCAUUGAUGCCCGUGAGAAGAGAGUGGUUUUCAACUGCUCGUGCCGGGACAUCCUAGCUUGGACCUUUUUGGAGAGUUGCACCUUGGACCUUUAUUACGAGACGGGGGAUUACAUUUGCAUGCGUGUGGACGAGGGUCAAGCGUCCGACAUUCGGGAUAUCGUCCAUCGGCUUCAAUUGGUGACUCGCGGGUGCGAGACCCGGGAACUGACUCUCUUACGGAACGGCGUCGGCCAGCUGGGUUUCCAAAUGGACCACGAAGGGUUUGUAACCGAAGUGGAACGCUUCACCUUUGCGGAAAAAGCCGGGCUCCAGCCAGGGGCCCGCCUGGUCCGUGUGUGCGAGAGGCCCUUGCCCGGCCUGACGCCCCCCCAGACCGCUGAACUCCUCCGCACGGCGAAAAAAGUCACCAUCACGGUCGUUCCUCCGGAUGAGAAUGGAAGACCCAGAAGGAGCUUCUCCGAGCUCUAUCAGAAAUCGCUGCAGGAGAAGCGGAGGAGCGAGCCCCCGCUGGGAGAGACGGAGCUGAGCCGGCCAGCAAGCGAGGGGCUCUUCAGAGCGGCCCCCUUUCAGCUCCUGCAUUCCUUGUCCCUGCAGGACGGGGCGCCUCACCUCUUAGCCGAAGAGAGGACCGAGUUCCUGCAGAGCCACAGCGACCGAACCCCAGAGGCUGCCCACCCGAUUCCACUCAAAAGUUUCUCUGUUACAUCCAAUCCUCCUCCCGAUAUAAUCUUGGCAACCACUCCCAAGGCCCUCCUAGAUCGAGAUCUGGACCAUCCGAGAGAGGCUGUUGUGAACCAUCACACACCUGGCCUAGGCUCUCAGGAGGCCAAUUUGGUCUUCCCGUCUUCCCCGCCGGGAGAGAAGGCCUUGCCCCCUCUGGAAGCCAGAGACAGCAAUAAGUUUUUGCCCCGGACACUUUCGCUGCGGAAUUCCAUCACCAAAAUCCUCUCUGAAGCUGGGGAGUCCCUGGAAGACGAGUGGGACUCCAUCGCCAAUCUGGCCUCGGCUUGUAACAACAUCCUGGAAGCUCUCUCCCGCGAAGGCCAACAUAUCCUGGAGAAUCGAGAAGGCAGCACUGGGACACAGAGAUGCGCCAAUCAGCCACAAGCCAUUGAUGAGUCCCAGCACGCUCUCAGCCUGGCGGACAAAGUUUUAUACUUGGAGGUGAAACUGAAGGAACUGCAGGAAGACCUUCAGAAGGAAAAAGCCGAAAAGGCCGCCCUGCAAGCCGAAAUGCAAGCCUUGCAACAGAACACCAAGCGACUGAAAGAGGCAUCGGAGACGGCCGCGGCCCAACUCAGCCAGGUCACCCAGAUGUUGGGGACAGGGUCACCUGCCCCCCACGGCCUGUGAGGGACCCCCACGGCCGGCCACUUCCUGGUGGCCCAGCCCCGCACGGCUCACCUGACUUUCUCCCUAAGGAAAGGGUACCACCAGGCGAUCCAAGAAGAAACUGAUGAUUAUUGGUUGUUUCUGAAAAACCCCUCCCCACCCACACACACACACACUUGCAAAUCCUUGCAUCUGUCUGGAAGUUCGGCUCUCCCCAUUUAUGGGGGGGGGCUGCCUCAUUCCCGAAGAUGAAGGGGGGAGCGGAUAAUUGAACUAGAAAAGACCCAUGUGGCCAGUCAGCUUUUUCGACUGUCCAUCUCCGCAUCCUUGAACGAUGUCUGAUUUUGCCCGUCCUCGAGUUCAGCUGGGUGUGAAUUUGGAACUUGGGUUCGAAGACCCUCCCCCAAGUGCCAAGGGGGGGGGGGGAAGGCGAUCACCUGGGAUUCCUGCCUGCCUCGCACCCGGGUCCGUUCUUGGAAUUUGCAAAAUUCAGCCACCGCCGGAUUUUUUUUUUUAAAUUUUAUUUUAUUUUUGCACGGGUCUCCACCGAUCCCGGGGGGAAGAGCCCCCCCCCUCCUUCCGGGGUCUCCAGCGUGGGAAAGAAGGGCGGGUGGGGCAAAGCAAUCAAAUGGCAAUAAUUGCAAAUGGCUUCCAAGCCGGGGGGGGGGGCAUCUCCUGCCCAGGAUUUUGUCACUGGAGAGCCCACCUUUAUCUUCCAAUUUCCCCCCCCCCUCCCACCGCACUGUCUGGGAUGGCACGGCGUGCUUCCAGCCCAAUUUACUGUGAAUUAUUUUAUAUAUUUUUUUUUUGAAAGCUGUGAUAGGACUAACCUCCCCCUGCCCCCCCCCCGAAAAAUAAUGAUCUUUUGAGUUGUCCUGUCCGGUCAUUCGUUCCACCUGCACACCUGUAACCUGUAGAGGCUCCUGUAGGGUGGGGUGGGGUGGGGGUCACAGCGCCCCGGUCUGCCCCUGAUUUCGUCCUCCCAGCAUCGGCCCCACCCCGAAAUGGUGCUAUCCAUGACUUAGUUUUCCCAUUCCUCUCGGUUCCCAUCCCAACCUGGUUAGGAUCGGGGCCACUUUGUGGAGCUCUUCCAUGUGUCUGUAUCCUGUAGUCUGUCCGUCUUCCGUUCCUCCCCUUUUUUUCUCUCCUCGUCUCCUUCUAUUUAUUUUCCUUUCCCUUUUCCUUCCUUCCUCCUUUCGUUCCUUCACUAUUUCCUUCGUUCCCUCCCUCCUCCCCCUCUCCUCUCUUGUCCAUUUUUUUCUUCUCUUUCUCUCCC